UGUGUGUGUGUGUCUUGAAUACCUGAAUGACGAAGGGGGAAGGUGUAGAGGGGGAAAGGGUUGAGUAUGAUGGGAUGGGGGAGAACAGAAGGGGCGACAGGUAUCGUGAGCCAGGUUAGAUGUGUACAUGUGCAGGUGUGUCAGUGUGUCACGGGAGGUGUUCCGGUGUACAACAUGGCGCAGCGUACUGACUUAAGUGUUAGAGACUGGAGGGAGGAGGAGGACGAGGAAGAGCUGGAGGAGGAUGUAAGGCAAGACUCCAUAAACUCCCAAGUCCUUUACCAGAUGGCGAGGCAACGGUAUUAUGACAGCCGCAAGUUUGCCAUCGGUUAUCAAGAAUUGCAGUCUCGGUGGAGGUCACAGGUACCUCUACCCUCCUCACCACGGCGUCACCUGGACAUCCCCUCCUCACAGCCGCACCUCCCUCACCUCACCACCUGCUCCCCACACCAAGACCCACGCAGACAAUCCCUCCACCUUCCCCUCCACUCCCCAUUCACAAGUGGAACACCAUCAUACACCUCAGCUAUAUCCACUCCCUCCUCACUCCCGUCCUUCUCUUGCUCCCCAACCUCGCCCAAUACCUCGACGCUAUCCACUCCUACUUCACGCACCUCCCCCUGCUUCUCAGUCUCCCCAAGCACACCCUACGAGGAGCACUUCCCACUCCUGGAGAAGGGGUGCUGUGGGGAUGAGGUGGGGAGGGGAGAGGGUGAGGGAGGUGUAGUUUGCGGGGAUCAGGAGUGUCACCAGCCAAACCGCUUGCUCGGGAUGAUUCGGGAGAUGAUUCAAGAGGCACUCACGCACGCACACCUGAGAAGACGCCGGAGAGACCAGGAGCAACCGACGCCUGAUGAGCAGGUGGCGAUACUACAGACAGAACUGGAGGCUUACCGCGUGCUGAGUCGAGCUAAGAAGGAAGCAGCUGACCUACUGAAACACGAGCUGAUGGCGGUUCUGUACGAGCGAGUGUUGGCUCAGGAGGAGCAAGACCACCUGAGACGCCAGCUGGAGAGGGAGAUCACGAGCCUUGAGUACGAGCUGCACCUACAGAAGACCACUGCCCAACACCACCUGACCCAUCUCUCCUCGCAGCUACACAGAGCUCUGGCGGAGAAGCGACGACUGCAGCAACAACUGACACCACGCCCUCACCACCCACCCCGUGACGAAGGCCCGUUAGGGGAGCUGGACACGACAGCAAGUACCAAACGGUGCCAGUCACGAAGGAGGUCCUGUUGAGGAUACACAAAGACCGCCACACACACACACACACACAACGCACACACACACUCUGAUUAAGAGCAAAUAUCGUUCAACUGCCUUCCUACUUAACAUUUUAACUGUAAACACGAAAAGAAAAAUAAAAAAAUAAAAAUAAACAAACACCAUACUCGUAAAGUAGAUGAUAAUGCUGUUACUUCAACAUGAUUACAGACAACAACAACAACAACAACAACAACGGCUAUUACUACUACAACUGCAACUACGUAGUACUGCUGCUGCUGCUACUCCACUGCCAGCCUCUGCAAAAACAAACACAUACGUGGCACUUGAGCAUGAGAGGGCCAGAUUUGUGUCAUGCGAGAUGAGGAGUGCCACAUGCAAAUGGUGUCUCCUCACUGCCACUGUCUUGUACUAUCUGAGAGGGUCAUUCUAUGAGAGAGAGAGAGAGAGAGAGAGAGAGAGAGAGAGAGAGAGAGAGAGAGAGAGAGAGAGAGAGAGAGAGAGAGAGAGAGAGAGAGAGAGAGAGAGAGAUUUGUAUAAAGUUUCCACUUCUGAGUUAGGAAAAAAUAGUUUAUCAUAGAAAAGUAUUUGUUUGGUAUUACUGAAGCUCUCUCUCUCUCUCUCUCUCUCUCUCUCUCUCUCUCUCACACACACACACACCAUAUCAUACUGACUUAAAACUUUAUGUGAAUAUGUAAGAAUAUAAAUGAAUAAGUGAAUAAGUAAAUAAAUGAAUAAAUAAAUAAAUGAAUAAAUAAGCAAUCCUAGCAUUUCCAUUAUCUAUAAGAAAAAGAAUGAAAAUAAACAAAUAAAACCAUGGAAAAGAAAAUGACCAAAUAAA
Molecule: messenger RNA, 2068 nt
Organism: Scylla paramamosain (green mud crab)
Lineage: Eukaryota; Metazoa; Arthropoda; Malacostraca; Decapoda; Portunidae
Exons: 6
Coding region: 67-1242 (391 amino acids)
Source: RefSeq, a predicted model, not a curated record